Messenger RNA from Drosophila busckii, 2573 nucleotides. RefSeq names its product protein germ cell-less. Gene Ontology annotation, biological process: germ cell development. Gene Ontology annotation, molecular function: protein binding. The record is from RefSeq and is a predicted model, not a curated record. NCBI's taxonomy places the organism in Eukaryota, Metazoa, Arthropoda, Insecta, Diptera, Drosophilidae. The coding region runs from base 249 to 1997 and encodes 582 amino acids. The transcript is spliced from 4 exons.
CAAUAGGCAGAGCGCGCAUUGCUCUUCAGUGUGUAACAAACAAAGAUUUAAUGCAGAAUAAAUGCAUUUGCUAAAAAAAACAGAAUUUGUUGUUGUUACAUUGAAAAUAAAUAGUGCAACUGGUUGAAAAGACUUGCAAAAGUUAAAUUAAAGUGAAAUUACAUAAAGAAACAAACUGUAAUUGCAGAUUUACAAUUUUCGUGUGUGCUUAUCAAGAAUUGUUGUCUGGGCCGGAGUGAGCCGCAAGCAUGGGCCAGAUUGUAGGAGCUAUGCAAAGCAAUGUGGCUGAAGCGUUUGGCAGCCGACGCAAGCGAAGACGCAGCACAGACUCCACUGACUCGGAGGAGGAGCGAGAGCGCACAAAGCAGCAAAAUGCGUCGCCCAAAAAAAAGAAGCUGCUUACCACCACUCAGUAUAUAUACAAAGCUUUGUUCAAGGAGGAGAAGAACUCGGAUGUAUCGGUCAUGGCCAUGGACAAGGUCUGGCAUUUGCACAAGGUCUAUCUUAGUCAGAGUCCCUAUUUCUUCACCAUGUUCAAUGGCACAUGGAAGGAGGCACAACAGAACUUUGUGCACAUUAAGAUACUCGAUGAGCGCAUCACUGUGGAGAGCCUGGAUGCUGUCUUUGGCUCCAUGUACUCGGAUGAGAUUGAAAUUGAGGCCAAUGAUGUGAUCCCCGUGCUGGCCACCGCCACACUCUUCCAUUUGGACGGCAUCAUCGACAGGUGUGCCGAGGUAAUGGCCGACACCAUCAAUGCGGAAACUGCCAUACAGUACUAUGAGGCUGCCUGCCAAUAUGGCGUCAUAAGCGUCAAAAAGUCCACCUUCCAAUGGUUCCAAAUCAAUUUACUUAGCAUUUAUAACAAGCACCCCAAUCUGCUGCGGCACAUAUCCAUCGAUCUGAUGAACUUGCUCACUGCCAGUCACGAUCUGUACGUACUGCAAACCGAAUUCUCAUUGUAUACGCUGCUGCGCACUUGGAUGUUUCUGCAACUGCAUCCACACUACGAUCCCGAGGAUCCAGUGCAGCGCGCCGAGGCGCUGAAGACUCAAGAGCGCCUGACCAAUGCUGGCGUGGAGACGAACACACCCAGCAUGGAUGUGGCGCAGUGGACAUACUUUACCAAUCGCAUGGAGGAGCGCUCCUUUUUAGCCACGCCCGAGGGCCAGCCAUAUGUGCGCGUAUUCCAACGACUGCGCACACAAUAUCUAACCAAUCACUAUAUGGAUCUGAAGAUUAUCUUCAACGAUAACAUUAUACCCAAGGAGUGGCUCUACAAGCAUAUACACAGCCACUGGGAUGCGUUGCUGCGCAUUGAUCAUCACCAGGAGGAUGGCUCCUGUUUUAGAAACCCGCUGCACUUGGAUGACGAGCAGUUCUUUGAGAACUGCAUGCGCUGUGGCCGCUUGCUAACCGAGCCCGGCUAUCAAAAGUGGCGCUGGACUGGCUUUAACUAUGGCAUGGAUCUCAUACUUAUUAUGGACUCGCGUCGAUUGAACAUACGCCGCCAUCAUCGCCACGAGCAUGAGCGCGUGCUCAGCCUGCAGACGAAACGCAAGUUCAUGAUACGCACCACCAUAACGUCCAUUAAUGCGCAGCGGCAACCGGUGUUCACGCAAUCGUCUGAUAUUAUAACACUGAAUCUGGAGAAGAACGAGGAGGUGACGCUAAUGGUGUUGGAUCCGAAGCUAGUGCAUCCGUUGCUCAUUUCCAUCAACAUGCUGCUGGUGAUGCCGCCCAAUCAGAGCUUCAAGGAGAUUGUGCCGCAGAGCGAAGAGUCGAAUAUGUCGGCAGCAGACAGACCCAUAUCCGAGAUUGGCGGCAACUGUGAGCGUUCGCUGACGCCCGCCAGCGCGGAUGAUUCAGCUGUGUUUGUUGCCAGCGGCGAUUCGGAGACCUCGACACCGUCCACGCCUGCAUCGGCGCGUCGUCUGCCGAUCAGAUACAACUGGGUGCAUAGCGAUGAGGAGGCGCUAUGCCGCGACGUGGCCUGCUGAGCAUGCGCCAAUCCUCGGAACCCUUUCCCCAACUGCAAUUGCGCAAUUGGUGACUACGCUCCUCGCUCUUGGCUCGAGCUUCGUUAGUCUGUAAAUUCGUUUCAUUGUUGGCCACGACUAGCGUGUGCUAUCUGUACAUAUAUCUAUAUCUAUAUAGUUGUAGUCCUCAUCCUUGCAUACUACUUACUAAAUAUCUAAUCAAUUGUAUAUUAUUAUGCCGCCCCUCGUUGGUACGCACCUAUAUAUUUUUGUAUAUCUUUUACAUUUAAACAAAAAAAAAAAAAACGCAAUUAAUCCUUAAAUAUUCCUACGUACAACUAAAUUGUUUUGUAAAGCAAUGUCAAUUUAAGUUUCUUUACACAAACACACACACACACGCACACACAAUGUGCGUGCUCGCACAAAAGUUUUGAUAUGUAUAUGUAAUAAUUUAUAUAUGUAUGUUUACUCGUGUUAAGCGCAAUCCUAAUUGAAAACGUUUUCGUUUAAAUAUAGUAGUUGCUAAAACAAAACCAAAACUCAUAUGUAUGUGUCACUAAACAUCAAAACUCUGCAUUUCAAAGUAACUUAAUAAAU